Messenger RNA from Eruca vesicaria subsp. sativa (arugula), 264 nucleotides. The record is from the annotation of a GenBank genome assembly. Lineage: Eukaryota; Viridiplantae; Streptophyta; Magnoliopsida; Brassicales; Brassicaceae.
AUGAAAGCUUGGCUCGAGGCUGGCAAUGCUGAGGCGCCCUUUAUAGAGGGAGUGAAGCAAUACUUUGCACUGGAUCAGCCUAAAAAUGGACUCAAACAUCUAAGGUUCUCAACCAAGAACAACCAGGGGCAGACCCACCUUGUGACUAGUGGGGAUAACAUGAAAAAGUCAUGGCAUGUAUGGCCCUCUUCAAUUGGCGUACAAACAUGUUAUCAGUCUACCGAUGUUGGAGAAAACUGGAACGUAGCUUGCGAAAUGUCCUGA